Messenger RNA from Cylindrotheca closterium, 381 nucleotides. Lineage: Eukaryota; Bacillariophyta; Bacillariophyceae; Bacillariales; Bacillariaceae. The record is from the annotation of a GenBank genome assembly.
AUGGAAGACAAGGGGCCCAAGAGAAAUCCGUUUAGUGAAGGAAUCAAGGAAGCUGUUGCGCUGACGAACAUGUGUCUUAGCAAAACAGAGCGACUAGGCAAGGAUAUACAAAAGCCAAUCGCGCAAUCUUUUGGGAUUGUUGAAGAUAAAUCAUCUAAAAUGCUUGAUGUUGCAUUGGAUGCGUAUGGCAAGCGCAAAGAGUAUGGAUUUCAAAUCAUAACCUCUAGUUUUGCGGGAUUUGGUGUGGUCGGAUUGGUGAGGCGUGGUCGUAUUGGCGGGAUCAUCAGCGCUUCCGUUGCUGGAGCAGCUGCUUAUGGUAUUGUAUAUGACAAAUUAUCCAUUCAAGGUGUGGUGGACUCUGUUCUUCCGAAAACUGAUUAA